AUGGCCCACUUCCCGACAGACCAACCACGCCCCACCAUGCGCCGCAAAUCCUCUGCACAGAAUCUCCUCUCCUUCGGCAAGCAGGGCCCGUCCUCCAUACCCCCGCCCCUCAACCUCGCCGCAUCCGGCGCCUCCAACUCGACAACGCUCUCGUUUGGCUCAGCAAUCACGCCAACCGCAACAACACCGCUCAUCCGGGAUAAUUGGGACGCGCAAUCAUUGCACUCCGACAGCUUUGGACCGACAGGUGCCCUGGCUGGCGCUCAAAGUCCUCCGCUAGGGGAGGUGACAACCGUGCAAUCAAUGCGGGCUCUCAUGCAGAAGAGGAUCAUCACCCUCACCUACAUCCGAAAUAUCCACGAGGGACGAAGUCACUGGUUUCAUACACUCUUCAUCUCGCAUUCCGAACUACAAAAAGUAUUCAAUAAUACGGCGAUGAAGAAGCGGACAUAUCGAUUCGCCAUCCUAGCGCUCUCCCUAUCGACGCUACUGGACAUCAACCAACCCCAGGAUCUCCUUCGGGGUCUGCUGAAUGUUGUCUCGGAAUAUGAUCAGGCAAAGGAGGAAGGGGAUAACAAAUCUAAAAUGCUCAAAAAACUGACUAUAAACCGUAACGCGAAAAAGGGUGCAUCAGGGAAUACAGACUUCACUAGCUCAGAAACAGACGCAUCGUACCUCUUCGUGCCUCCAAUGGCUUUCCCACUAGACUACCACCAAACCCUCCUCUCCCUCCUCGACGUCGUCUCCGAAGUCUACAACAAAAUAUCCAAACUUCUCGGCCCCUCUCCCUUCCCACAACAUCCACAAUACGUAGGCACCUUCGGCCCUCUUUCCCCAUACCCCGGCGUGUCCUACCUCUUCACACACGAGAACCAACUCCCAAACGCAGCUGGAGGGCCGAAUUCACAGUACCCCAACCAUAAUAACCCGGGACAAAAUCCGAUGUAUCACGGCGGGCACUCAAACCAGAGCCUGCACCACCAGUCGUCGAUGGGCAACCUACAUCCGAACGAUGCGAGUGGCUCGCUAUGGUCGAUCGCGAAUGGGAGUCCGGGCCAGUCGGGGGUGUGGGGCGUUGGCGGGUCGAGUCCCCCGGUCGUGCAGUGGACGGCGAGCCUCGGUGAGAUGGUGGCCAAAAUUGACUCGAAGCUGAAGAAAAUCACCACUGCCCUCCUGAAAGACCUCGACACGUUCGCGCGGAACGGGAUCAAGGACGAGCUGGCCUCUCUCGAUCCGCUCCUGCGCAACCUCGGCGGCCAGGACGACCCCUCGCGACCGGGGUACGACUUUGACGGGAUGUGA
Molecule: messenger RNA, 1302 nt
Organism: Cyclocybe aegerita
Lineage: Eukaryota; Fungi; Basidiomycota; Agaricomycetes; Agaricales; Hemipholiotaceae
Source: the annotation of a GenBank genome assembly